Messenger RNA from Mustela lutreola (European mink), 2801 nucleotides. RefSeq names its product C-type lectin domain family 2 member B-like. The transcript is spliced from 5 exons. The record is from RefSeq and is a predicted model, not a curated record. NCBI's taxonomy places the organism in Eukaryota, Metazoa, Chordata, Mammalia, Carnivora, Mustelidae. Bases 159 to 692 code for a protein of 177 amino acids. Gene Ontology annotation, cellular component: external side of plasma membrane.
UUCACUCAAUCAGAUGCAGUUACUUUCAUUUUGAGAAAGACUGCUUAAAAUUAUUCUGUUUUUCUAAGGUAGAAUAACUCUAGUUUGAAGCUGCUUCUAAAGAGACUAAUAACAUUUUUACAUUUAAUUUGCAAAUUUGAAGAGAAGUUUUGGAAAAGAUGACACAAAGCCCCCUGAUACUUACCCAGACUGAUCACAGGAAUCAAGGAACCGAUGAAAAAAAACAAGGUCUUAAGAACAGCUAUAAGAAGAUUCUCAUAUGUAUUUUGCUUGCAAUAUCUUUCACUGUCAUUAAUAUUGUAAUUACUGGAAUAGGUUUAGUAUGUAAGAAUACUCAGGAUUCUUGCCCAGAUGAUUGGAUUGGUUUCCAAAAAAAAUGUUAUUAUUUCUCUAAAGAAGAACAAGAUUGGAAUUCAAGUAGACACAACUGUGUCACUCAACAUGCUGACCUAACUAUGAUUGACACUGAUGAGGAAAUGGGAUUUCUUAAGCGAUACAAAUGCACUUCUGAUCACUGGAUUGGGCUGGAGAUGACAGAAAAUCAAACAGGACGAUGGGUAAAAGGAACCAUAUUUAACAAACGGUUUCCUGUGAGAGGAAGUGAAAAAUGUGCUUACUUAGAUGAUAAUGGUGCAGCAACGGCUAGAUGCUACACAGAAAGAAAAUGGAUUUGUAGGCGGAAAAUGCAUUAACUGACAUGGAUACCUGAUUUUUGUCACCCUUUUUUUCUUUCCCUCUGUAUAAUUUAAUUUUCAACACUUCACUACUUUAAUGUUAGAACCUGAUAAUUCAUCUUGAUAAUUGUCAAAAUAACUUACUUUGACUUAUUUUUCUUCUUUUCAAGUUGCCUGGAUCUUUUUUCUUUUUCUAUAUCAAUUUUAGAAAAUGCCUGUAAUUAAUUUUAUAGGAUCUAUAGAUCCAAUUGGAGAGUGCUAUAUUUAAAAUAUUAUUUUUUAUUCAUUUAUAAUAUAUAUGUUGUAUUGUGUUUAUCAUCUUGUAUGAUUUACAGUUUUUCUAAUAAGUCAUGUUAUUUAUUAUAUGUGUCCCCAUUAAAUGUAUCUGAAAUUUAUGCUAUUCCAACUAUGUAAUUUUAUUAUUUUUUAAAAUAGUUACUUUUUUUUUUAGUUACUUUUUUAUAUGGAAAUGUAAUUGUUUACAUUAUUCUAGAGAACUACAAUCUGCUGAAACAGAGGACAGCAGUGUUUUGCAGAGCUAGGGUCGGGGGCGGCGAUCAUACACCAUAUGUGUCGGCCAGCUUUUGCGGGUCUUCAUAUCUGAUAGGAGAGAGUUUUAUAACUCUUGUUUUUUUUAAUUAGUUUCACAUUUUAAAGAAAAUGCUUCUAACAGUUGGUUCUUUCUCUUUUUUAAAGAUUUCUUUUAUUUGAGAGAUUUCAUUUAUUUAUUGAGAGAGAGCACAGCAGGAGAGAGGGAGGAGCAGCAGGCUCCCAACCAAGCAAGGAGCCUGACAGAGAGCUUUGGCUCUGUACCUGUAAUGUUUGCUUUACAACUUGGAUCUAGGUGCCCACUGAAGUUAGCCUCCUACCUUCCCACAGAAGCUAAGAAAUAGAGGUGCCACUUUUCUUGAUGGUUAGUUACAUAUCAAAAGAAUGACUCUCUGGUCCUUAAGAUAGGCACUUCUGGAUUGUAAAGCCUUUAAAAAGCUCUUUGAAAGAUUUACAUCUCAAAGAAGCAGACACAGAAUUUCCAAUCACAAAUUUCCUAACUUAAAUGGUCUAAAAAUGAGGAGUCAGGGCCUCAUAAGAUAGGAAGAACAAAGCUUGUCUAAAAUUUAACCAAGCUGAAGGGAAUGUUAAAGCCAUCUUUGUUAUUGUCCACAAAAUAUUAAUUAAUUACAAAGAGAAAGAGAAACUUUAUGUGAAGUCUGAUAGAUAUCACAUUAAGCAUGUGAACAAAGUCAAUGGCAUCAACAAUGGAACAAAUAAAUAUGUGUGCCUCCUGACGGGAUGCAAUAAGAACUUCUCACUGUUUUUGUCAAGGAGCAGUUGAAUAUGACAAUGAGAAAUAAUCAGGCAGAUUGAGAUUAAAGAGCAUUUUGCAGAAAAACUGGGUUGUAGUAUUCCGAAGUGUCAAGUUGUGAAUAACAAGGAAGGCUAAAGAACUCUUCCAAAGGGAAGGAGAUUAAAGAGACAUAAUAACUAAACGCAGAAGAUGAUUCUGAGCUGGAUCCUUUAGAGACAAUUGGCAAACCUUAAAUAGAGUCUGAGAACUAGAUGGUAGCACUGUGUUGAUGCUAGUUUAUUAAUUUUGAUCACUUAGUUGUGAUUAAGUGGAGGAAUUUUUGUAGAAAAUAUGCACAAAAGUAUCCAAUGAUACUUGAAAUUUUCAUAAUAAAAUGUAUCAAUCUGGCAAGUAAUUCUCAAGAGGUUCGGGAAGAAGGAAAGUGCUUUUGCUCUGUACCUGUAAUGUUAUACCUUUAUGAGAGUUUCUAAAUUUAGAUGAAAAUUGUAUAAAAUCUAAAGCAAACAAAAUAUAUAAUGCUUUUGAGUUACAAAUCCAGUUUUAAGGUUUAUAUCAAAGAAAAAAAGGUACUACUUUUUAAAAAGAUGUUCAGAGUGUUUAUUGCAGCAUAGUUUACAGCAGAAAAAACUUGAAAACAAAGUUAAUGCUUAUCAACAAACCAGUAAAAAUAUAUAUAUAAAUCCACACUAUAAUGCAACUCAGAAUUGUAUGUAAUUUGCAUAGGAUAUUGUUACAAAUUAAACAAGCACAAUACAGAAAAGCAGAUGUAAUUUGAUCACAUUUGUUGUAAAAUGAAAGCAAAUAAAAAUCCUGAGUAUGAA